CGCGGUCCCAAGAUGGCGGAUCCCGUCCAGGUACCGGCCACUCCGAGCCGGCACGAAAAGAGUCUGGGUUUGCUCACGAGCAAGUUUGUGUCACUGUUACAAGAAGCCGAGGACGGUGUGCUUGAUCUUAAGGCGGCGGCUGAUACACUUGCUGUGCGACAGAAACGCUGCAUUUAUGACAUCAAUAAUGUUCUGGAAGGUAUUGGACUUAUUGAGAAGAAAUCUAAAAAUAGUAUUCAAUGGAAAGGUGUGGGUCCUGGGUGCAACACAAGGGAGAUGGCAGACAAGCUGAUAGAUCUAAAGGCAGAGCUGGCUGAUCUGGAACAGCGAGAGCAAGAAUUGGACCAGCAACAAGUGUGGGUUCAGCAGAGCAUUAAAAAUGUAGAUGAUGUGCAAAACACUGGGCUAGCUUAUCUCACUCAUGAGGAUGUCUGUCGUUGUUUUAGAGGAGACACUUUGCUUCUAAUCAAAGCUCCAUCCGGCACAUGUUUAGAAGUUCCAAUUCCUGAGGGUAUCAAUGGGCAAAAGAAAUUUCAAAUUCACCUUAAAAGUUCAACUGGACCAAAUGAAGUACUUUUGGUUAAUAAAGAUGCAUCAAACUCUCCACCUGUAGUCGUCCCUGUUCCACCUCCUGAAGACUUAAUCUCACCUUCCUCAGCAGUACCCAGUAUACCUCAGAGAACCUCACGGAGUCAACAGGAUUCACCCAUCCCAGAUAUCCAGCCAGACAUCCCUGCUCCUACACCUUGUAGUCCUAGUGCCACUGGAGUACAAGAUUCCCAGGAUAGGCAUGAUAACCAAAGCCUCUGCAUGGAUAGUACAGCAACCAGUCGCCUUCUUGACAUAGACACCUGCCCGCUUCAGUCUUCAGCCUCAUUAGACAAAAGCUCUGACCUGCCAAAUACUUCUACCUCAAUCCAGCCAAUUAAGUCAGACCCAUCAGAUCUGCUGGAGUUGCCAACAGACCUGUCAGAAUUAUUUGAUCCUACAAAAGAAUGCAUGACAGCUGACCUGCUGGAAGAAUUAAUGUCAUCAGAGGUUUUUGCUCCUCUGCUUAGACUUUCACCUCCACCAGGGGACCAUGACUACGUCUACAACUUGGAUGAAAGUGAAGGCGUAUGUGACCUCUUUGAUGUCCCAAUAAACCUUUUACAUUGGCAAUCUUGUGAAUAUAGACUUUUUGAUUAUCUUUAUGAAGAAAUUUGUCUAUUUUUGGAUUCCUGUUUGUGACAGAAAAUUACCAGACAUACUUCUGCAAUGCAGAUAGUUGCAUAACGAAAUCGCUGUCUAGGACUAUAAUGAUCACUGCACUGGAACUAUUUACCAUCCA
Messenger RNA from Bombina bombina (fire-bellied toad), 1330 nucleotides. Its product is annotated as transcription factor E2F4-like. The record is from RefSeq and is a predicted model, not a curated record. Gene Ontology annotation, molecular function: DNA-binding transcription factor activity, RNA polymerase II-specific; protein dimerization activity; RNA polymerase II cis-regulatory region sequence-specific DNA binding. Gene Ontology annotation, biological process: regulation of transcription by RNA polymerase II. Gene Ontology annotation, cellular component: RNA polymerase II transcription regulator complex. NCBI's taxonomy places the organism in Eukaryota, Metazoa, Chordata, Amphibia, Anura, Bombinatoridae.